Brassica oleracea var. oleracea is the source of this 1529-nucleotide messenger RNA. RefSeq names its product BAG family molecular chaperone regulator 7. Gene Ontology annotation, biological process: protein folding. The transcript has 3 exons. Gene Ontology annotation, molecular function: protein binding. Gene Ontology annotation, cellular component: plasmodesma. NCBI's taxonomy places the organism in Eukaryota, Viridiplantae, Streptophyta, Magnoliopsida, Brassicales, Brassicaceae. The record is from RefSeq and is a predicted model, not a curated record. The coding region runs from base 114 to 1376 and encodes 420 amino acids.
UGUUUCUUCUUACACUGGUUAUCAUUAUUACGGUAACACCAGAAAAAAGAUAUCUCCCGUGACCUGAUUCGUUGAGUUAGCGAAACCCCGAGUCAAAACACUUACCACCAACCAUGAGCUGGAUUCGUAGACUCGAUCUCAUCGAUCCCUACUACACAUGUUCUCCUCUCAUCGUCCGAGAAACCUCCAUUGUGGAGCCCUCACCAUUCUUUCCUUCCUUCAUCCACGACGACGAAGAUCUCGCCUUCCCUCUCGGAUUCCCAUCGCCUUCCCCACUCGAUCUAUUCGAAAGCGUGACGGAUCUGGUCAAGAUCGAGAAAUCCCCGUCGUCUUGCAAGUACCAGCUGGUGGUUCGCCGGAGGGCGGAGCCGGAGUAUCCUCUCCAGUAUCUCUGCGACCGAGUUUCCGAGCUCGAAAUUAAGUUCGAGCGCCUGGUCGGUCCUAAGGGGCGUGACUCCGACAGGAAGUACAAGCUGACGAAGGAGAUCAAGGGCUCCGGAGAGAGGAAGUACAAAUGGGAGGCGGAGAUCCAAGGGCCGCCGGGGAGGAAGUACAAGUGGGAAGCUGCGUUUGAAGGUCCUGGGGAGAGGAAGUACACGUGGACGACGGAGGUCAAAGGCGGGAAGAAGGAUGUGGUUGCUCUGAAGAAGGCCAAGGCAAAAGCUGAGGCGAUGGCCAAGAUGAAGAAGAAGAAGAGUUACAACUGGACGACGGAGUUGAAGUCGGAGAGGGAAAACGGAGAGAUGCAGCACACGUACACGAUCAAAGCUUCCUCUGGAGGCGAGAAGAAGGAGAAAAAGGAGAAGAAGAAGGAGAAGCCACGUGUCGUAGAGAUCGAGGAGGAUGAAGAAGAACAUGGAGCCAUCCUUCUCAGGAAGGCGUAUUCAAGAAGAAGUGGAGCAGUAAGGACCAAGAAGGGAAAGAACAAAGAAAUGCCGCCUGAAUACGCGGCUGUGAUGAUCCAGAGGGCUUUUAGAGCUUAUCUGAUUCGCCGCUCAAAAGCAUUACGUGCUCUUCGUGAUCUAGCUAUCGCAAAGACCAAACUGAAGGAGCUAAGAGCUUCAUUCCACAACUUCAACCACCGUCGCGUGAUCUCUCGUGAUGCAGAGGAGCGCCAGAAGUUCUCUGAGAAGAUCAUUGUCCUCCUCCUCACUGUUGAUGCCAUAGAGGGAGUUGAUGUGAUGGUUAGAGGAGCAAAGAGAUCAAUGGUGGAUGAGCUGGAAGCAAUGUUGGAGGUUGUAGACCCGCAACCGCAGCAGGGGAAGUCAUUGUCGAUGAUGAGAAGAACAUUCGAUAUGCCAGACCGUAUGAUCCGCAAUGAAAUCGCUGAGGGAGUGACUCAGAUUGUGCAGAUGCUUGAAACAGAAGAAGAAUGAUGGAACCUAUGUGUGUACGUGAUUCAGAGGCUGUUUUUGUUGUGUCUUUGGAAUAAUUAAUUAGCCUCUUUUGUUUGCUUAGUGUCUUCUUGAGAAUGUUUCUAAUUACGGUGAGAAAAAAUAAUAAUGAUGGGAGUGUCUGUUUAUCUGUCU